GGCGGGCGGGCGGGGGUCCGGUGUGACGCUGUGACGGAGCUCUGACGUGGACCCUGACGUAGCCGCUCAUCUUCCAGUAGGAGUUCGAGUUGAGCGUCCCGACUGUCGACGUAACGGCCAGUGGGACGAAGCAACAUGCAGGUUGCUGAACGUACCGUCCGCUUUGCUGUGGAGAACGUGAGGAUGGAUGGCGUGGAUGGCGGUGGGUCGGGAGGCGGCAAUGGUGGCUCGACCGCCAACGACCCCCUGGCCACUGUAAGCAGCGAAGGCGGUGGUGGCGGGGCCAGUGGUGGGGGAGCUACAACCAUUCCCGCCGUGUCCACCGUCUACGUCACCAUACCCCAGGCAGGCACCAUCGUAUCCGGAACUUCCAAGAGUAUUCAGAGUGUCAUCCAGCAACCAACACAGCCUAGUGUUAUUCAGAGUACAGCCUUGCAGACAGUGCAAAUUUCAAAAGGAAAUGUUAUUUUAUUGAAGCAGCCAUCACAGCCAGCAAAUUCAGUGAUACAGUCAGCCAGUGGAGGAGGUCUACAGACUGUUCAAGUUUUGGAAGCAGGUGAAGAUCAAGAAUCUUCACGUAAACGUCAAAUACUGGCUCGUCGACCUUCAUAUCGAAAGAUUCUCAAUGAAUUAGGUGGAGGAGAGAUAUCAGACAAAGGUGACGCAGGCAGCUCAGAUUCCUCACAAGACGAACCAACUGCAACUGUGACCAUUGGGGGACAACAGUAUCAGACAGCAGGUUUGUUGAAAGUUCUUCCUGCUAGUGGAUUACAGUUGGCAGGUCAAGGGAGUGACGGUCUCCAGACCCUCGCCAUGACUAAUGCAGCCACUGCUGGAGGGGCCAUCGUCCAUUAUGCCCAAGGCUCAGACCCACAAUUCAUAGUCCCAGUUGCAGCUGGGGACUUAAGUGGUUUGAAGAUAGCCACCAGCUCUAGCCAAGGAGUUGUAUUGGCAACAACUGCCUCCACAGGUGUUCAUGGUUCAUCAGAUCAGAUGGCAGAGGAAGCAUCUCGGAAGCGAGAAAUUAGACUAAUGAAGAACAGAGAAGCAGCAAGAGAGUGUAGAGCCAAAAAGAAAGAAUAUAUUAAAUGUUUAGAAAAUAGAGUGGCAGUGUUAGAAAACCAGAAUAAGGCAUUGAUUGAAGAAUUGAAGACUUUGAAGGCCCUGUAUUGCCAGAAUAGUUGAUGCCAAAGCAUAAGUGAAACGUGCCCACCUGAGCUGUGUCACAGGUUACCCUCUGCAGUGAUGAAGCUUGAGGUAGUCCUAUAGUCAAAGAAGGCUUGAUAUAGUGAUGCCAUGACGACAAAGCUCACCCAUAAGCUCAUGUCCAUCUGCUGCAAUUCUACAAGAGUUUCAGCUUACCAAGAUUGUUAAUGGUUUAUUUAAAUGUUAUUAUAUAACUUGGUCACCACAUCAUUGGUGGCAAACAAAGCUGCUGGCUGUGCUGAAUAAGUAUAAUGCAGGAUAAGUGUACUAUGUACAAAUAUCCUAGCUUAAGAGACUAACUUUCUGUGGUCAGAGCUAUGGUGCAGUACUGAGGAAUCCUUAUACACACCCACUGUUAAUUUCUGAAGGAAAAUUAAACAGUAGAAGUAUGCUGUUGUGUGUUCAAGUGUUUCAUGCUGUUAGGCCAUGUAAGCUGAAUGGAGAGAAAAACUAGCUGCUGUAUUCAGAGUAGUGGUUGUGUUGGAGACUCCAGAAAGAGCACUCUUAAUAGAAGUAAAGCCUUUGAAAGAUUUUUACUGCCAUAAAAGCAGAUUAGAGUAAGAGAAUCACUAUUUGUGAUAGCGUGACAUGAUGCUUUUCAUCGUCAAUUGUCAUGUUUUGUGGUCAACUUCUGAGAAGUCUUGGCCUACCAGAGAAGUGUCCUUGUACUGAGCUAGCCUCAAGUUCUUGAGGAUAAUUGAGUACUGUUCCAGUGUCUUGACAACCAUAGUAGGAAGCUGCAGCAAUCCGGAGAUGCCAGCUUUGUGAUUAAUUUUCUUGCUGUUUAAUUAAUUGUUCAUUACCUUAUGAUUGUUAGGGACAGAUAUUGUACUGCUGCUCUUAACAUUGCUGGUCAUAUGAAUGUAUGAAUAUCAUUUACCAGAAUUGAAUUCAAUGUUAUUUAAAUUUUUAAGGUUGGAGAGCAGCCACUGUUAAUUUGUACCUAAGUAUGAAAGCAGAGGGAAAGCUGACCUGCAGAACUGACACAUCAUAAGGCAUUUUGUAAUCAAAUUAUCUUGUGUAUUUGGUAGACUUAUCUGAUGUGUCUAAUUCUGUCCAACUGGUACAACAGACUUGUAAGAAUAUAAUAUACCUAGUGCAACUGGGUACAAGAUUUUGAGUUGUCCUAAAUAAUCACAAGUUAAUCACUUUUAUGAAAUUUUUUCUAUCUGAAAUGGUCUUUUUUUUUUUUUUUUUUUUUUUUUUUUUUUUUUCCAAAAUGCUGUAUUUAAUUUGAAUUUUAUACUGGAGCUGGUCACAUACAUUGUGGAAAAAUCUUUAACUUAAGAAAGUGUAACUAGUCAGUUUCUGCCAUCUUGAUUAGCCCUUCAUGCUUUGUGUUAGGGAUACUGAGAACUAUGGUGAUUUCUGUGUAUGAUGUGUAGUAAAGUGUCAGCUGAGAGAAAAUCAGAAAACUUGUUUUAAAGAGGUAAACUUGUUGAUUUAUUUUCUUCAAAUUGACUUUUUACAUUGUUAAAAAUGACAUGUUUAGGACAUUCCUGCAUUCAGUGUUCUGUAUUUCAACCAACAUUUUAAGAGAUGCUCUUUCUUAAAAAUUUUCUUCACUUGAAAAAUAAAUUUUCAAAGGCAAUCUCUGAAAAGGUGAACUCGGUAUUUUUACUAAAUUCUUUUGGAAUUAGCUUCAUUUGUUAGUCCUGUAAGGUAUUGUAGUGAAGAAUAAUUAAUCAAGUGAACUUGCAAUUGUUAAGCCUAAAUUAUAACACUCAACUUUCAAGCAUCUCUAAUUCCUGCAGUUAGUGUCCCUUUGUGCCAGAAUCAUUCCAGAACAUUUAAAAAUGCCAUAAAUUUUUAAAACAAGCUUGUAUACAUUCCUGACUUUGCUGGUUUUUUUUUUUUUUUUUUUUUUUUUUCCAUUUAGGAUCACUUACUGUAAAUCUCAGUGAAAUUCCUUGUACUCCAAAAAAAUUCAUGCCUUAAAAUUUGAGAAGACAGCUCAUACAGGACACUGAAAGAAGAAAUUAGAUAUACUUAUAAGUUGGGCAGAACAGAUAAUGUAAACAUGUUUCUUUGUUAGCGAAAUUUACAAUUUUACAAAAUCAGCCAUGUAUUUAUUUACAUUGUUGUUUACCAUAUUAUAAAGAUAGUUACUUUUAUUUCUCUCAGUUAGACCAUGGAUUAAUGUUGUGCUUCUUGAUGUGUCAAGACAAUAGGCAAGUCUCAUCUCAGGUGGUAAUCAAAUUUUCUUUCUUAAACCUAGUGCAAUGUUUUUAUUUGUGACUGCACUCAAUAAGUGUGACUAUUGCCUGAGUCAUUGGAUGGAAUGUAUACUUAUCACAGAUUCCCUACUUGUACCUGUCUGAAAAGCAGUCCAUGGCAAAUGACCUUUUACUUUUUAUUUUAAAGAUGACUUGUGUAUUUUAAAAAAUCAUGCACCGACAUUUUUCAGAUCUUGAAAGUAUUGUAGCUCCAUCUUUUGACAGUCAUUUUCUUAAAAGUGAAGCCAAUGCUAAUGGAGCAUGUGUAAGUGUUUUCAGACAUGCUAUUUGCUCAUAUCCUGUACUUUUAGAGUGCACUUUUAAGCAAAGGUGUUUAAAAAAUGAUUGUUAUCAGAUUGGCUUUAAUUUUGUGGAUAUCUGUAAAUAUACACCUGUGUUUGGAUGUAUUCCAAACAAGAGCCUACCAGAAUGUCAGAUAUGUAUUUUUGAAAACUAAACUGUUGUUGAAU
Molecule: messenger RNA, 3892 nt
Organism: Portunus trituberculatus (swimming crab)
Lineage: Eukaryota; Metazoa; Arthropoda; Malacostraca; Decapoda; Portunidae
Product: cyclic AMP-dependent transcription factor ATF-1-like
Exons: 9
Coding region: 136-1185 (349 amino acids)
Biological process (GO): regulation of transcription by RNA polymerase II
Cellular component (GO): transcription regulator complex; nucleus
Molecular function (GO): RNA polymerase II cis-regulatory region sequence-specific DNA binding; DNA-binding transcription factor activity, RNA polymerase II-specific; protein binding
Source: RefSeq, a predicted model, not a curated record